This is a messenger RNA of Penaeus indicus, 1893 nucleotides long. Its product is annotated as mucin-19-like. The record is from RefSeq and is a predicted model, not a curated record. The transcript has 10 exons. The coding region runs from base 1 to 1893 and encodes 630 amino acids. NCBI's taxonomy places the organism in Eukaryota, Metazoa, Arthropoda, Malacostraca, Decapoda, Penaeidae.
AUGAAUGUCAGGUGCCACGGUGCCCGGUUUCUCUGCGGUGCACUGGUUCUAUUAUUUGAGGGACGCAUCACCAUCAUCCCAUCACCACCACCACAACCAUCAUCAUCUUUCCGUCCGACUGGCCUUGCCCGCAGAGCACCGGUGGCCCCGAAGUGCCCCGACGCAGCGCCCGCUCGCCCCCGCCGCGCACCCGGUCGGGGCAUUCGUGUGCUGGGCGCGUCCCUCGACCCAGCGGGCGACGGCGCCAGCUGCGCAACGCCAGAUGGCACUUUUGCUGCGGUGGCGCUGCGCUGCGUGAGCGGGAAGCCGCCGAGCAUCCCCCCGCACCUCCUGCCGCCCGGAUCCGCCGCCGCAGCCGCAGUCGCCGCAGCCGCAGCAGCCGCCGCAGGCGUGAGCAGCUCCAGCAGCGCCAGCAGUAACAGCAGCAGCACAAGCAUCAGCAUGACGAGCGGCGGGGGCGUCGUGCUGAGCAACAAGGGCGUGAGGACGACGGCCACGGUGCCGCCCCUGGGCCUGGCCACCCCCCUGGCCCCCCUCACCACCUCCGCGGGCGCGGGCCCCCCCUCGCCCACGUCCUCGUCCUCCUUCGCCGCCGCCCUCCGCUCGCUCGCCAAGCAGGCCACGGCGCCGCCAGUCGCCAAACAGGAGGUGAGCCGCAACUUCCCAGUGAUCGUCCAGCAUCACUGGACACCUACUGGUCUUGGUCAAGGCAAAGUUCUAGAGACCCAGCUGGCAAGGCAAGCCCACGAGGAGGCAGUACCAGCUCUGUCCUUGCAGCCGCAGGGCAGCAGCAGGAGCCAGGGUCAUGUUCAGGGAGCGGAGAAGGACGCGCCGAUGCCAGGCGAGCCGCAGCGCCUGUCGCCGAAGGUGUCGUCGCUGGCGCCAAGUUCCACGUCGGGCCACCUGGGCCUGUCGGGGGGGUCGGCGCCCCCGGUGGUCACCAUCGCGCCCACGCACGCGCACGGCAUCACCAGCGAGGCCGAGCGCUCGUCCGCCGCCGCCAGCGAGGAUCUCGUGCGCGGGUUCCAGCCGUACCGCGCCCCCGACGUGCAGCCGACGCCGCCCGCGGGCACCCCGGGGGCGUCGCUGCGGCCGCCCAUGCCUCCGCUCGACCUGCCGCCCUCGUACCCGCCCUACCACCCGUCGCUGUACCCGCACCACCUGGCGCACCAGUACAGACUGGAGGAGCACCUGUACCUGGAGCGAUACGGGCUGCUGCGGCCGCCGCUGAGCCCCUACGGCGUCGGGGGCCUGUCGGGGCUGUACCCGGGCGCCGCCGGCUCGCCCUACCUGUCGGCCAGGUUUCCACCGGACCUCCUGCCCACCUCGCUGGCCGCGCUGCACCCGUCGUCGGCGCUUCUGCACGAAAGAAAGCGAGUGACUGACGCGAAGGACUGCUUGCAGGUUGAAGCUGGAGGAGGACAUGCGGCAGCGAGAACUGCUCUUCUCCCCCAAACAACAGAGCGAAGCCAAACUCAGAAUCAGGAGAGAAGUAGAGACCGCAGCCCCAUCGCGCACGCCGUGGUGCACGCGUCCGCCCCGGCCGUUAUAUCGGUGACGAGCCUCAGCACAAGCAGCGUUACCAUAACGAGCAACAGUCACAGCCGCAAGAAUCAGCCAAUAGGUGUUGCGACGCAGCAGGUGGCGCAGCCCCUGGACAUCCGCAGCUCAGUAACCUUUCGCCCAAUCAACGACGUAACCUUCCUGGGACACGUUCAAGCUCAAGCCCAGAGCCAGGGCCAGCCGCCGCCGCAGCCGCCGCCCCACCUGCGGGAGGACCCUCUCGCGCACCGCCUGGAGGCGACCAAGGACGCCGGCCGCGUCGCCGUCAAGCCUCGCACGCCGGCCAUCGUCAGACGCCAACCAAAAUCAACACUGUGGCGCCGACGGUGA